AUGUCAUCAAAUCAGAUGGCAACAUCGAAUGAUAACCAUCAAACAGAUUCAUCACAGAUUAUUAUUCCACCAUCAACAAAUCAACAACAACAACAGGAUGUUCCAGUUAAUUCAUCAUCGACAAUAUUUCACGUUGCUCAAGUGACUACUGCUAUCAGCCCACUCGAUAACCAUCAACCAGAAGAUAGUCAAACAGUAAAACCUAAAUCAGUACCGUCGACUAAGACGUUACAAAGUCGUCAAGAUCAAAAUGUAUUAAGACGUAAAUCAAAAUCAACAGUGGCUACUCAUGUAAUUGAUGGCUGGACAAUUCAAGAAAGUUUAAAACCAUUUCAACAACAAGAGAACAAGUCAUCAUUAUCAUCAUCAAAAAAACGAGUUCAACUAAUCUUUACUGAAAACCCUAAUGUUCAUCAAUGGAAUAUCGAUGAAGUUUGUUCAUUUUUCGAAUAUGUACUUGGUAAAAAUUGUUAUGCAACAAUAAUCAAAGAGCAUCUUAUUGAUGGAACAGCUCUUCUCCUUCUUAAAGAAGAACAUUUGAUUAACACGUUCAAAAUGCCAGUCGAACUUCGACUUGAACUACUCCAGAGAAUUGAUAAACUUAAACAUGGUGAUCUUUCUUUAUUGUGA
Rotaria sp. Silwood1 is the source of this 630-nucleotide messenger RNA. The record is from the annotation of a GenBank genome assembly. Lineage: Eukaryota; Metazoa; Rotifera; Eurotatoria; Philodinida; Philodinidae.